This is a messenger RNA of Esox lucius (northern pike), 1153 nucleotides long. RefSeq names its product ILEI_FAM3C domain-containing protein. Bases 71 to 817 code for a protein of 248 amino acids. The record is from RefSeq and is a predicted model, not a curated record. Lineage: Eukaryota; Metazoa; Chordata; Actinopteri; Esociformes; Esocidae. The transcript is spliced from 11 exons.
ACAGGUAACCAAGUGUAAAUGUUUAAAGGGAUUUUCAUUAGGGCAACACAAGAGACACCACUCACACGUCAUGCUUACUGUACGCAUAGGAAAGAGGGUGCAUAAAACAAAGGGCAUUCCAAGACGUUAUACUAUCAAAGCAGUGCUUGCUGUCCUUUUCCUUGCAGUAUUUCUCAUAAGGCUGUAUCAAAUACACUCCCUCUCCUGGUUUUAUGGGUUUCUUGGUCCAGAGUGGCUACAGGUGCCUAAUGUGUCCAAAGUGACCUUCUCCAGAACAAUAACAAGGUUUAGUCUGUGUGGCUUCCCAAAGCCCUGUCCAGAGGGAGAUUUCAGCUUUUUUAUCACCAGUGGAGCUGCAAAUGUGGUUGGACCAAAGAUCUGCAUAGAGAACAAAAUGGUUAUGGGUUAUGCAGAAAAAAAUAUAGGAGAAGGAAUUAACAUCGCUGUUGUUAAUGGGAAGACAGGGGAGGUUAUGAGGACAGACUCUUUUAACAUGUACAAUGGUGAUCCUGAACCUUUAAUGAAGUUUCUAGAGUCCAUUGAGAGAGGAUCUGUGGUCUUGAUGGCCUCCUUUGAUGAUCCAGCUACAAAAUUGAACCAAGAAGCAAGGAAGCUUAUCAGACAGCUUGGCAGCUCUGCGAUCGAUUCAUUAGGCUUCAGAGACAACUGGGUCUUUGUUGGAGGAAAAGCAGCAGAAGGAGCAUAUGUCAAGAGUACAUUUGAGAAGCACAUUAAAAACGAUAAAGACCAAAACAAAUAUGACAAUUGGCCAGAGAUGAUUGAACUGCAGGGGUGCAUACCCUACCUUUUGGAGUGAUUCAAACCAAAGACACUGAUCACUCAAUGAAAGCAGAACUGAGCCCUAGGAACAUGCCUCAGGACCUGUUCUGACGAUUCCCAGAUUUCCCUGUCCACACUCCACAUGCUUAUGUAACUAAUACGGUUUUGACUGAUGACUCCUGACUGUCCCUUUCCCUGUCUAUGAACAGUGGUUUUGUAAAAAUGUUUAAUCUUACUAUGGAUCAAAAUAGUUUCACUGUUUUGUAAUGUGUACUGCGUACAUAUGGUAUACAUAUAAGUCUCUGUUUGAGUGAUGCUGUUCUUUAUGUUGGUAAAUCAUUAAACACAGGAUAAUGUAUUGUCUCUAAGCUAA